AUGACGCUCGAGGUCAUGCGCGAGUCGGAGUUCACGUACGACGUUGAUUACCUCAUGAACCACAACUCUGGGAGCCUGUUGGGAGAUGUGUCGCUUCUCACUUUCUCCACCUACCAGGGCUGGCUGAAUGUCACUAUGCAGAACGCAACGUAUACGCUGUUUUGUGUGGACAUUGUGUCGACACGGAUUCCCGACACUAUCACCACAGGUGGAAACGAUUCAUUCGCGGAUUAUGCGUCCUGCAACGACAACGAAAAUGCAACCGACCCGCAGUGCGAGUGUGACAAUUCGAUAGAUCGCUGGGUCGGUGGACUGAACGUCGACAAAUAUUGCCGUCAGACUGACGGGUCGGCUUGCCACUCCUUCCGUGACCGAGAUUGCCAUUGCAAUUGCACGACGUCUAGCUUGCAGUAUUCCGCCACUUACACCGGUAUGAUGCCAGUGGUCUUUGGCGGACAACAAGUGCUUGGCGCUUGGUACUCACAUCCAAAGGCCACCGAGUGUGCAGAGCACGAGGAGCUUAGGGAGCGUCGAAGCGAUGGCACGGUGUGUACUUGGAAGCGGCGACCAGCUGCACGAGUGAUGCGAGGCUGGCAGGUAUUGGAGGCGGGCUGGAACGCGUCAUCGGGUCCCAUGCGCAGCGUGGAUCCCGAGCAGGUUGCGCAGAACGCCGCCGUCGUCCGAAAGGUGCUUGCAAGUCAACCGAUGUUUCCGUGGCAGUGCGGAGGCACUACUCAAGAAAGCGCCGUACUGUUAGUUUGA
Molecule: messenger RNA, 762 nt
Organism: Prorocentrum cordatum
Lineage: Eukaryota; Dinophyceae; Prorocentrales; Prorocentraceae
Source: the annotation of a GenBank genome assembly